Messenger RNA from Euleptes europaea (tarantolino), 3758 nucleotides. It is a transcript of the gene SMG5, whose product is annotated as SMG5 nonsense mediated mRNA decay factor. Gene Ontology annotation, biological process: nuclear-transcribed mRNA catabolic process, nonsense-mediated decay. Lineage: Eukaryota; Metazoa; Chordata; Lepidosauria; Squamata; Sphaerodactylidae. The transcript is spliced from 22 exons. Gene Ontology annotation, cellular component: telomerase holoenzyme complex. The coding region runs from base 217 to 3369 and encodes 1050 amino acids. The record is from RefSeq and is a predicted model, not a curated record. Gene Ontology annotation, molecular function: telomerase RNA binding; telomeric repeat DNA binding; protein binding.
GCCGGAGGAGCCCAAGAGGGAGGGGAGAGAGGCAGGGCGUGAUGGCGGCCGAGAGGGGCCGGUGGCGGCGGCCGGGGCUGAGGAGGGGGCGGCGGGAGAUGCGGCAGCAGCAGCGGCAGCCGAGGGUGGAGCGGCGCUGCAGGGCGGGGCGGGCUUGGAGCGGCAGGUGGUGCUGCUGAGCGCCUCCGAGGCAGCCAGAGGGCCAGGCCGGGCGCCAUGAGCCAGGGCAGCGGAAGCGGCGGCGGCGAGCCUGAGGCCAAGGCCCUCCACACCAAGCGACUCUACCGAGCGGUGGUAGAAGCAGUGCAUAGAUUGGAUCUCAUUCUUGGGAACAAGGCAGCUUAUCAAGAAGUAUUUAAACCAGAGAACAUCAGCCUGAGAAACAAGUUACGCGAAUUAUGUGUGAAGCUGAUGUUCUUGCACCCAGUGGAUUAUGGGAGGAAAGCGGAGGAAUUGCUCUGGAGGAAAGUUUACUACGAGGUCAUCCAGCUCAUUAAAACGAAUAAGAAGCACAUUCAUAGUCGCAGUACCCUGGAAUGUGCCUACCGUACUCACCUUAUUGCCGGCAUCGGGUUUUACCAGCACCUUCUCCUCUACAUUCAGUCUCACUAUCAACUCGAGCUCCAGUGCUGUAUUGACUGGACACAUGUAACAGAUCCCCUGAUAGGUUGCAAGAAACCUGUCUCUGCAUCGGAGAAGGAGAUGGAGUGGGCUCAGAUGGCCUGCCACCGGUGUCUGGUUUAUCUGGGAGAUUUAGCUCGGUAUCAGAAUGAACUGGCAGGUGUGGAUACAGAAUUGCUUGCCGAGCGGUUUUACUAUCAAGCCCUUUCUGUUGCACCGCAAAUUGGCAUGCCCUUUAAUCAGCUGGGGACACUGGCUGGGAGUAAAUACUACAACGUGGAAGCCACCUACUGCUACCUGCGCUGUAUCCAGUCUGAAGUGUCCUUUGAAGGUGCUUACGGGAACCUCAAACGCCUCUAUGACAAGGCCGCCAAAAUGUAUCACCAGCUGAAGAAAUGCGAAACCAGGAAACUGUCACCGAGCAAAAAGAGGUGCAAAGAUAUUAAAAGGUUACUGGUGAGCUUCAUGUACUUGCAUAGCCUCCUGCAGCCGAAGAGCAGCUCUGUGGACUCUGAGCUGACGUCUCUCUGCCAGUCAGUCCUGGAGGAUUUCAACCUCUGUCUGUUCUACUUGCCCUCUUCGCCCAACCUGAGCUCUGCCAAUGACGACGAAGAGGAGUGCGAGAACGGCUACUCGUUCCUGCCAGACCUCCUCAUCUUCCAUAUGGUCAUCAUUUGCCUGAUGAGCGUCCACAGCCUCAAGAGGGCAGGCUCCAAGCAGUAUAGCGCAGCUAUCGCUUUCACGCUGGCCCUCUUCUCGCACCUCAUCAACCACGUCAACAUUCGCUUGCAGGCGGAGCUGGAAGAAGGCGAGAACCCAGUCCCAGCCUUCCAGAAUGAUGGCGCAGAAGAGCCCGAGACCAGGGAGCCAUCCAACUCCAUCGAGAGAGAAGCCGAAGCUGACCUGGCCAACCACCGACCCAGCGAGGAUCAGAGGAAGACCGAGAGCAAGAGGAGCAAGAAAUACUCGCGCCUCUCCUGUCUUCGCCGCCGCCGGCAUGCCCAGAAGGUGGACGAGAGCGACCUGAGCGAGGGCUUUGACUCUGAUUCCAGCCCCGACUCCACCAAGGGCAGCGACGGCUCCGAGACGGGCUCGGAGAAGAGCGAUGAGGAGGCCGAGGCAGCUUUCGACAUGGAGACGGACUCUGACAUGAACAGCCAGGAGUCCCGCUCGGACUUGGAAGACAUAGAGGAUGAGCCAGACGCAGAAGGGGGAGGCCGGACCAGGAGCAUGAGGAAUGGAGACCGGGAGACCUUAGGCUCUGUGGAAGGCGAAGGGAGGCUGGUGGACUCCAAAGGCCCCGGCGUCACCAAGACCGAGCCCUUGGAGCCGGUGGCCAAUGGGCCGGGCUCGCUAGGCGCCAGCGACGCCAGCAUCGCCAGCAACCUCCAAGCCAUGUCCACGCAGCUCUUCCAGACCAAGCGCUGCUUCCGACUGGCCCCUACUUUCAGCAAUGUCCUCCUCAAGCCCAACUGCGAGCCGCCCGCCCAGAAAGAGGUGGCAGAUAGCAAGCCUUGUGUCAACGGGGACGUGGAGAAGCCAGGCGUGGCUGAGCAAGAAGAUGCUUCAGAGUCAGAAGAAAGUGUCGCCAGUAACAAAUCCUGCAGGAACGAGCGUUCUCUCCAAGAGAAGCUGGAGAUCAUAACCAAUGAGGGGCUGCUGCCAACUGUCAAGGUGUUCCUGGACUGGCUGAGAACAAACACAGACCUUAUCAUUAUGUGCGCACAGAGCUCUCAGAGUUUGUGGAACAGACUUUCUGUCCUUCUGAACCUGCUUCCUUCAGCUAGAGACUUGCAGGACUCGGGGCUGGCCUUCUGCAAUGAGGUGAAGAACAUGUUGCCAGGGUGCGAACUUCCAGACCUGAGCUCCUGCUUGCUCCUUCCGGAAGACGUGGCCCUCCGUAACCUUCCCCCACUGAAGAGCGCACACAAGAGAUUCAAUUUCGAGCAGGACAGGCCUGUGCUUUCAGAAGUGGAGGAGUCAGUGGUUCGUAUCUGCUGCAUCCGGAGCUUCGGCCACUUCAUCACCCACCUGCAAGGCAGCAUCCUGCAGUUCAACUCCGAGGUCGGGAUCUUCAUCAGCAUCGCUCAGUCCGAGCAGGACAAUUUGCUGCAGCAGGCCCAGGCCCAGUUCCGUAUGGCUGCUGAGGAGGCCCGCCGGAACAGGCUCAUGAGAGACAUGGCUCAGCUUCGGCUGCAGCUGGAGGUGUCGCAGUUAGAAGGGAGUCUCCAGCAGCCCAAAGCGCAGUGUGUGAUGUCCCCCUACCUCGUCCCUGACACCCAGGCGCUCUGCCAGCACAUCAGCACCAUCAGGCAGCUGGCCGCCAGCGGGAGAUUCAUUGUCAUCAUCCCGCGGACAGUAAUCGAUGGCUUGGACUUCCUGAAGAAAGAGAAUGCAGGAGCUCGCGACAGUAUCCGAUACUUGGAGGCAGAGUUCAAAAAGGGAAACAGGUACAUUCGCUGCCAGAAAGAAGUGGGGAAGAGCUUUGAGAGGCAUAAGCUGAAGAGGCAGGAUUUGGAUGCUUGGAACCUCUUUAAAAUACUGGACAGCUGCAAACAGCUGACAGCGUCACAAGGGUGCAGCGAAGACGACACCACUGGGAUGGUGACCAUCAUCACGGGCUUGCAGGUGGAUGACCCGAGCAAACUUUCAGCACCCAUGCAGUCUGCAGUCCAGGCGGCAGCCAAUGCCAGCGUCGAGGUGAAAAACGUUCUGGAAUUCUUCAAGCAGUGGAAGGAAAUGGGCUGAGGACGCAGGAGCCGCUGGGUUGGUUGAAGCUUUGUCUCCUCGUCUUGCGACGCGCAGCGUUGGAACAGAAGAAGUCAAAACACGGGCGCUCUUUGGACACGAAGCCGCAGCAGCAACAACCCACGAAAACGAGCAAUCCGGGGGGGCGUGCGCAUGGAUCACAGGCGCGCGUGCGCACCCCGCCAUCACCUCCCCCUCUCACAGAACAGGUGGUGUCCGUGGUGGACAACGCAGCCGCUCUGAGAAGAGAGACGUAUCUCGGCCGGAUGGAGGAGAGACGGUCUCCUUUCUCCCAGCUGAUGGAGACAGGCGAGGUUGGCAAGUGGGAGGGGGUCCGUUCAUCUCCAUGAAGCCUGCUCGAUUUCUCACCUUUGGAAAUCCGCAGGCUG